AUGUCCUCUAUAGCCUCUUCUACAUCGUCCGAGAAGACGCCAGAUGAUUCGUCCAAGUUGAAGACGUUUUUAUCCAUUCUUCGCAAGUUUGUCGGAGUGGCUGACAUUGCCUCCGUUCGCUUCUCGUUGCCCGCACAUCUUCUGGAGCCGACUCCCAAUUUGGAGUACUGGAACUACUUGGAUAGACCGGAGGCCUUUGCAAGUAUCGGGCAGUCAGAAGAUCCUCUGGGACGAAUGCUCGAGGUUCUGAGAUUCUGGUUCACUAAGGACCUGAAAUAUAUCAAGGGCAAGCCAUGCAAGCCCUAUAAUUCCACACUCGGAGAGUUCUUUAGGUGCACCUGGGACGUGCAAAACACACUUCCUGAAGUAUCGCCUGGUUUCACAUCGAUCCCGAUAGACACGGCUCCCAGCUCAAAUCACAGCACUGGCAAGCCCAUCACAGUAUGCUACCUGACAGAACAGACCUCGCACCAUCCUCCAGUAUCAGCGUUCUACAUCGAUUGUCCAGUGCGAGGAGUUACGGCUCGUGGCUUUGAUCAAAUCAGUGCCAAAUUUACAGGUACCAGCAUUAGAGUCACUCCAGGACAACAUAACCUGGGAAUAUUCAUCAAUGUUCAGAGCAGGGAUAAUGAGGAGUAUCACUUGACUCAUCCGGCAGCUCAUUUGGGUGGCUUGUUAAGAGGAGCGCUCGCCGUUACGGUUUCAGAUACAUGCCACAUCAUGUGCGCUCAAACACGUAUCAAGGUCAUUCUGCAAUAUUUGGAAGAGGGUUGGAUUGGACGCGCUCAAAACAAAGUUGAGGGCGUGAUUUUCCGCUACGAUCCUGACAACGACACUGUCACAAGGAUCAAAGAUGUACCUCAUGGGGAUGUUCUUGCCAAAAUCGGCGGCUCGUGGCAUGGGCAGAUUUUCUACACCUUGGCUGGCUCCAAUGAGAUGAAUCUUCUGAUCGAUAUCACUCCUCUAUUUCCGGUUGCAAAGACUUUGCCUCCGGAGGAGGAGCAGCUCUCCAAUGAAUCUCGAAAGUUUUGGUCGGCUGUCACUGAAGCUAUUUUGGACAAAAGAUAUAGCCAGGCAACCAAACUCAAGCAGGAUAUAGAAGAACGCCAACGACAGAAGGCCGCUGAGCGUCAGAAGAUGAACGAAACAUGGCAACCUCGGUUCUUUACUGGAGCUGUUACGCCUUUGGGUAAGCCUGAAUUGACCGAAGAAGGAAUCAGGGUACUCGAAGGUUUACAUCAUCGUGACUAUAAAUUGCAAGAGGGUGAAACAAAAGGCGCAUGA
Molecule: messenger RNA, 1284 nt
Organism: Aspergillus saccharolyticus JOP 1030-1
Lineage: Eukaryota; Fungi; Ascomycota; Eurotiomycetes; Eurotiales; Aspergillaceae
Product: putative oxysterol binding protein (Orp8)
Exons: 6
Coding region: 1-1284 (427 amino acids)
Biological process (GO): endocytosis; maintenance of cell polarity; piecemeal microautophagy of the nucleus
Cellular component (GO): membrane; cytosol; intracellular membrane-bounded organelle
Molecular function (GO): sterol binding
Source: RefSeq, a predicted model, not a curated record